Molecule: messenger RNA, 2954 nt
Organism: Odobenus rosmarus divergens (Pacific walrus)
Lineage: Eukaryota; Metazoa; Chordata; Mammalia; Carnivora; Odobenidae
Gene: TMX4
Product: thioredoxin-related transmembrane protein 4
Exons: 8
Coding region: 197-1237 (346 amino acids)
Source: RefSeq, a predicted model, not a curated record
AGCCCGGGCGGAUAAGAGGCGGCGCUGGCCGCCCCCUCCGAAGCUGGGACUGUUCGUGCGGCCGGCCGGAGGCGGGGCGGCCCGGCACCACCUCCGACUACCUGGGAAGGCCUGGGCUGGCGGGCUAGCGAGGCCCCGGGCCCGCCGCUUCCUGUCCCCACACCCCCUGCCGAGGAGCCUCCCUCCGCGCCCCAAUAUGGCGGGCGGGCACUGGGGUCCGCUGCUGACGGCGCUCCUGGCCGCCCGAGUCGCGGCGGCGGCGGAGGGCAGCCCCGAGCAGGCCGCGCUACCGGAGGAGCGGAGCUGGGUGCGGCCCAUGACCGCCUCCAACUGGACGCUGGUGAUGGAGGGCGAGUGGAUGCUGAAAUUUUACGCUCCUUGGUGUCCAUCCUGCCAGCAGACUGACUCAGAAUGGGAGACAUUUGCAAAGAAUGGUGAAAUACUUCAGAUCAGUGUGGGAAAAGUGGAUGUCAUUCAAGAACCAGGUUUGAGUGGCCGCUUCUUUGUCACUACUCUCCCAGCAUUUUUUCAUGCAAAGGAUGGGAUAUUCCGCCGUUACCGUGGCCCAGGAGUCUAUGAAGACCUGCAGAAUUAUAUCUUAGAGAAAAAAUGGCAAUCAGUGGAGCCUCUGACUGGCUGGAAAUCCCCAGCUUCUCUGACGAUGUCUGGAAUGGCUGGUCUUUUUAGCAUCUCUGGCAAGAUAUGGCAUCUUCACAACUAUUUCACAGUGACCCUUGGAAUUCCUGCUUGGUGUUCUUAUGUCUUUUUCGUCAUGGCCACCUUGAUUUUUGGCCUUUUCAUGGGUCUGGUCCUGGUGGUAAUAUCAGAAUGUUUCUAUAUACCACUUCCAAGGCAUUUAUCUGAACGUACCGAGCAGACUCGGAGGUCAGAGGAGGCCCACAAAGCUGAACAGCCACAGGAUGCAGAGGAGGAAAAAGACGAUUCAAAUGAAGAAGAAAACAAGGACAGCCUUGUAGAUGAGGAAGAAGAGAAAGAAGACCUUGGCGAUGAGGAUGAAGCAGAGGAGGAUGAGGAGGAAGACAGCCCGGCUGCUCGUGUGGACGAGGAGAGGAGUGACGCCCAGGACCAAGGGCCCCUGAGAGAGGUCCAGGAGCGGGGAGGAGCCGAGCCUGGAGAAGACGUGCCUGCGCAGCCCAGCCCAGCGCACUCAGAGGCGGCAGAAGACACACUGAGGCAGCGCAGAAGUCAGCACGCCGAUAAGGGCCCACAGGUCUAAUGACAGUAUUUCCGAGAAUUCAGGCCAAAGGAGUAGUCAGCUUCCUUCUGGUCUGCAGUGUAAAUCAAAUCCUCAUUUUUUUCUGAAUGAGCAAGCUUUUCUUAAAAAACGAUCUCUAGUCCUGUAGUCUCUGGCAUGAAGCCUCAUGUAUGUUAAUGAGAGUGUUUCAGACACGACAAUCAGGAAACAGAAAAACAAACAGGGUGUUAGGAUCCGUUUGGGGACUUGGCAUGGGCACACAUUCACUGGCUUGAGGCUAGAGUUUUGACCGGAGAAAGCACCCCGCAGGCGCCAUACAACACAAGCCAAGCCACACGACAACAUCCGCACAGUGCAUGGGAGGUCUUGCAGAAGUCUUCUUGUGUUAAGUAUUUGUUUUUGUCAAACUGUAAGAGACAUCAGCCAUUACGGUACAGAGACACUUUUUCAGAGAGAGAAAUUGAGAGGGCCCUGGUUAUUGUGGUAGAAAAGAGCUUGGACGUCAUCCCAACUCUCUAAAUCUCCUUUGUUAGGAUUUAUUUCUUACCUUUAGUAUUUCCAGCUUUCCCACCACGGGCCUGCAGGCGCCCCACACUCUUCACAAUACUUUCUCAGUGAGAGGCCUCCGACAGCGGCCGCUUCACAUCAGCCGCCUUCGUUCUGACUGAGGGGUUUACAUAAUCCAGAACCAAAGCUCACGGAGCUGUGACUGCCAAGCAUCUUGAAUGAAAUGUUGUAACCUUUGGAGAUUCAAAAGGAAGUAGGGAUUUUACAGGAGAGGUUUUUGUUGUUGUUGUUUGCCAAAAUGUAGUCAUUUUUUUUUUUUCCAAAAGGUUCCUUUAGCAAUAUUCUUUUUGAAGCCAGAAGUGCCCUAAGUGUUGCCAGUGCAAGGUUGUCUUGUGAAGAAAACUUGAAUACUUUGUUGUUUUGCUUCCAUCUCAAGGGGUUCUCUGGCUCUUGAACCACUUUAAUAUUAAGUGCAAAACCAUUUCUGGUUUUCUUUCAGUGAUGUGCUUUUGGUGAAAGAAUUAAUGAAAGUGAAUAUCUGGAAAUGAAAGAUUUGGUUUCCUUUCCUUCUUCCUUAAUCUUGUAAAGAAUUUUAUCCCUGUAAAUCUCUCAAUACUCAAUCUACUAAAAGUACCCAGGGGGCCCAAUUUCUUUUAAAGAAUCCAUCCAUCCACUUCUGCCUUACCUGAUUUAUGUCUUCCAAUAAAUUCAUAAAAUUAGAUUCCAAGCUUAUGAAAGAUGUCUGAAGUUGAUCCUACACCCUUUGGGUCCUGACAGAAAAACAAGUAAUACACGUUUAUGAAAUUCGAAAAGUUUCUGUCAUCUUUAUAAAGAAAUAUGCAAUAUACUCCUGUCUGGCUGUUUUGAUAACCCUUACCUUGUAUUAACUUUGAACACAGUCUCUUUGGAGGAGGGGGAGGUGCUGAGAUCCUCUACCCUUGAGUGGUUGGAUGGGCCUGUUGCAAGCCUCACACAAAGGGAGUUUUUAUUCUGACAGAAUCCAAUAUUUAGAGAUGGUUAUUUCUCAUCUUUCCAACUCAGUUACCUGACAGUCUCAUCCCCCCUGUACUGUGAGGUUCAUGAGGAGUCGCCAAUAGUCUUUCUCUUCAGACGGCAACAGCACCUUGAGUUUGAGGCCAUCACAGAACUGACAGACUGGGAAAACCUUGACUUUGGCUCAUUUCCUGCCCCUCCUGCCAUGUACGUCUUCUAACACAUCCUCAGCCCAAGC